This is a messenger RNA of Patiria miniata (bat star), 1757 nucleotides long. Its product is annotated as ectonucleotide pyrophosphatase/phosphodiesterase family member 7-like. NCBI's taxonomy places the organism in Eukaryota, Metazoa, Echinodermata, Asteroidea, Valvatida, Asterinidae. The transcript is spliced from 6 exons. Bases 1 to 1320 code for a protein of 439 amino acids. The record is from RefSeq and is a predicted model, not a curated record.
AUGGCCUUUGUUUUAUGGCUUCUUGGCGUCUUCAGCUUGACAUUCGUCGGUCAGCCUGCACUUGCAAAGGAGAAGCUCCUCUUUUUGCUUGUGGAUGGACUGAGAUGGGAUCGUCUUGGCUACGACAUGCCAGCCUUGGACACGAUGGAGCAGCAAGGAGUACGCGCUGAGUGGCUAGACGGCGUGUUUAUUACCAAAUCGGCACCAAGUAUGUUCAGCAUUGCCACGGGGCUUUACAUUGAGAAUCACGGUGUUGUACAUAACUUGGCUUUCAAUCCGUCUACCGGAGAUAUAUCAGAUGGCUGGUCCGAGACAUUAAACACAACGUGGUGGUUCAACUGGGCGGGAGAGCCCCUCUGGAUUACGGCCAUGUCGCAAGGUCUCAAAGCGGGCUCCUUCAUGUACCCAGGGGGACAGACGCCAAUCAACGGCACCUACCCGGAUCGCUUUAUCGGCUACACCAGUGAGACAUAUGAGAAAUACUUAUAUCUGCCUGAUCGCGCGGAUAUUGUGUUUGAUUGGUUGUACAUGGACGGACUAGACGUCGUGUUCCUGUACGUCGGUAAGCUAGAUGACGAAUUACACAACACAGGGAUUGGCGAGGAAGCGGGUAAUGUAGCAGACGAGGUGAACGAGUUGGUAUCCUACAUACUGGAAAAGAUGCAAGAGAUCAGCAUAAGGGACAGCUUGAAUUUCAUCAUCGCCAGCGACCAUGGCAUGGCGGAUAUCUCUAAUGACAAGGCGCUCUCAUUGUUCGACUACAUCGACGAGUCGCUUGUGGAGUUGGUCAUCUCGGAUGGUGGGUCCGUGUUUCAAAUUCUACCAGUAGAUGGCGCCCUUGAAGAGGUGUACAGUAAGUUGAUAUCCGCCAACCCGUCCAUAAAUGUGUUUAAGAAGGAAGACUUCCCAUCGAUGUUUCACUACGCCGACAACCCCCGGAACCUGCCUAUCAUUGGCUAUAUGGAUAUCGGCUGGACUAUGUACAAGAGAGUCAAUCAAUCUGAAGUCAUCUAUAAAGGAGGGCAUGGCUAUGACAACCGGGACAUGACUAUGAAGACAUCUUUCUAUGCCCAAGGACCAAGCUUUAGGCAGGGCUACCUCGCCAAACACUUCGAAUCGGUAAACAUCUACCCACUGAUGUGUGAACUACUUGGCAUCGUGCCAGCUCCAAACAACGGCUCCCGUGACAACUACAAAGACAUGUUGGUAUCCGAGCACCCGCCUACGUCACCGCCCGACUGUGGUGCAAGCGCCCUCUGUAGUCAAUGUCGCUUCAUCCUUUUGACGUUUGUUGUCGCCGCCUUGAUUCAAAAUUCCUGAGCAAUUUUUACCACUGGGUUAAGCUUAAUAACGUUUCAUUUAGUAUUUUUCAACUGCCACGAUUUUCAGGAACUUUGUGGAGAUGACAUCGUAGCUUAACCCCUUUCACUAAUUUCUGUUAACCAAAUUUAAUUUCAUUUAGUUUAAUUUUGUAUUUUUUGUAUUGUGCGCCAUGAGCGUCUUGCCUGGCGGAUACCGGCGCCUUAUAAAUGUUCGUUAUUAUUAUCUGCAAUGUUUUAAGUGCUGUUUCCAAACAAAAAUUUUACAUAAACAUAUUCCGGUAUAUAUUUCCAUUCAAUUUGCGGGUCAAUUUGGACUGUUUAACAAAUCACGUAUUUUUAAAAAUCGCCUUCACGUCCACGCUUUCUUAAAAAAAGUAUUUUUAAGGCGGCGUGGACGUUAUAAUUACAAUGAUCGUGAAAACACGUACUGCACGU